Messenger RNA from Gasterosteus aculeatus aculeatus (three-spined stickleback), 9113 nucleotides. Lineage: Eukaryota; Metazoa; Chordata; Actinopteri; Perciformes; Gasterosteidae. The record is from RefSeq and is a predicted model, not a curated record.
GAGAAUGAAGCACCGCUGGUUCUCACUGCUGUCUCUUCUUCCUCCGUGCUCCUCCACGCACAGCGAGCGCGGAGCCGCGGAAUAGGCGUGUGUAUCUCCUACUGUUACUUCAACGAAGAUUGAAAACGUCGCACAGUGACUUUAAGGUGAACAGACUGGAACUUCGCUGCAUGCAGGCUAAAUGUGAGGCCGAUCCUCGUUUGAUCACCCUCCUACACACUCGUCUCAUCGGGUGCAACCACGUCCCAGCUUGAAACUUGAAAGUGCUGAGAGCAAGUUAUUCAGCCGGCGGUUUCUUCCUGACGACAUGGAACACCAUUUCCUGAUGAGUCUGUGGUGAGACCAGAGCAGCCCUGUCACGCCCACAGCGCCCCCUUUCGGCCCGGACGGCCCACCACGCCCCGGCGCCUGUGAAAGGGUACCAUGUCAGCCGUAGCAUGUCCCAGCACUCCUCCGGAGGCGGAGGAGGAGGAGGAGGAGGCUCCUGCCACUGGUCGCCUGAGGACUGCGACGGCCCGGGCAGAGACUACUACCAGGGUCACGCCGACGGCCACUAUUACACUCACGGGGGUCCGGCUGAAGCCCUGGCGCUGGAGAGGCACCAUUCUCACUCCCACUCCCACGGCCACUCUGGAGGGGGCACCUUCCCCCGCUCUCACCCAAACCAGCACCCGACUCACCAAUCGUUGGACUCCUGCGAAGAGUGCCUGUCCUCGGUCCACGGAGGCAAAAUGCACCGCAUUCCCCCCAACGUGGUAGAGCAUUUUGACAAGCAGGUGCCCUUCCAUCCCGACGGCUUCCACACGCUGCAGUACCAGCGCAGCGCCAGUGGGGGCGCUGAGCCACGCAGCGAGAGCCCCUCCCGCAUCCGCCACCUGGUCAACUCUGUGCAGCGCCUCUUCGCCAAGUCCCAUUCUCUGGAGGCACCGAGCAAGCGGGAGUACAACGGCACGAGGGGAGGAGGAGGAGGAGGAGGGGGCGGCGGCCACAGGAGUGGAGGGGAGGAUGGCGGAGGAGGCCACUACUCGGGUCACCAGCCUCGCUCCACCCGGCGGAGCAAGUCCCGGGAGCGAAGCAAGAGCGGAGACUCGCGGCACGAGUCGGGCAGGCGCCACCGCAGCAGGACAGCAGGCUGGUGGAGCUCUGACGACAACCUGGACAGCGACAGCAGCUUCCUGGUCAGCGGCGGCCGGCGGGGUUAUCCCAGCGGGCACGAGAGCCUGGACGCGGCCAUCCAGGAGCUCACCAUGAAGAGGCCCAAGGAGCGCGGCGGUGGUGGGCCGGUGCCUGGAGAGUGCAUGGCCUGUACCACGAUGGCUCUGGCUGGGAGUGAAGGAGGGGGAAGUCAGGGGCACCUGGGCCACUCCCUGAAAAGGAGCACGUGGUCCGCCAUGACAGUGAGUCAGGCCAGAGAGGUGUACCCGUCUACCAGGGGAGCGAGCUACGAGAAAGCCCUGGUGCCCUUGGAGAGUAAGCUGAAGGAGAGGACCUUCCACUACUUGCAGGUCCCUUCCGACGACUGGGGCGGCGGAUACGGCGGCGGUGACGGCGGUGGGGAGAUUCCGUGCCGCCGCAUGCGCAGCGGCAGCUACAUCAAGGCCAUGGGCGACGACGACAGCGUGGACUCGGACACCAGCCCGAAGACCUCGCCCAAGUCCACCCUGGUGGCCCAGAGGGACGCCUUCAGACGAUCCAUCAGCAUGGAUCAAAGGUACUCGUGUAAGCAGUGUACCGACUCUUAUCCCAACAGCCGAACCACACCCAAAACCCAGACCCGCUCUCGUAGCUACACCCGCUCUCUGACCAGCUCACAGCUGGGAGACACGUUGAACCGCCAGUUCGAGGCGGUGUGUGAGACCAUGUUUGGAGAGGUGGAGUCUCAAGCUGUCGAGGCUCUGGACCUUCCGGGUGUGUUCCGCACUCGCAGCCACAGCUACGUCCGCGCCAUCCAGGCCGGCUGCUCCCAGGACGACGACUGCCUCUCGGUCUUCUCCAUGUCCGGCCCCCAGGGAAGCAUCAAGGGCGGCGCCGUCUAUCGCUUCUUCUUUCCAUAUCGUAAAGGUGCUCCUCCCCCGCUGCCGCCUCGCAUGUCCAAGUCUUCACUGUCGGUGCGAGCCCAGAGCAGCACCGAGUCCAACCAGGACGCCUACUACCAGAGCGCUGGGCAGUUGGCUUCAAGCUCGGGCCCCGGGCGUCCCAAGCAGCACAGCAACUCCGUGGACCUGGGCAGCUCCGAUGGUCCCUCGGGUCGCUCCUCCAGGGGGGGCUACUACACCGCCGCCGGCCCCGGACGUUCCCGACAGCACAGUAACUCGGCAGAGAGCCUAGACGGGGUCAGGGGCUCGCGGGAGCUGGUGCCCUACGGAGGGGGCCCAGGGGUGAGGGCCAAGCACAGCAGCUCGGCCGACAGUCUGCUGGAGGGGCCACCGAGGCCGGCCAGGGAGAGGGACGGCAGGGUCGCGGGCAGCCUGGGGAAGUCGGUGUCUCUGCCCCAGAACAGCAUAGUGCUCAGUAAGGCCGGGGGGCAGGACGGGAGAAAGUGGAGGCCAUCCAUAGCUGUGCAGGUGGACAGCUCAGAGACUCUGUCGGAUUCAGACGCAGAGGGAAAGGCUCUCACAGAGGUCCACUCUAUAGGGGUCCAAGUGGAAGAUGAUAAAAGGCGGGCUCGUUUCAAGCGCUCCAACAGCGUGACGGCGAGUGUGCAGGCCGACUUGGACCCCGAGGGCUUCCCGGGACUCAGCAUCGCCGUGCCCACGCAGGACAAGAGUCUCCAGUUCGGCUGUUCCUUCCAGAGGCACUCGUCGGAGCCGGAGUCCGCCAGCCAGUACACGGAUUGCCACCGCACAGUCCACACGCAGGGCCAAUGGGCCUACAGAGAGGACUUCCUCCAGAGUGGCUACACCACACAGGCCUGCCAAGCCGACCCGCGGCCCCACCAGCACCCACACUUGCCUCCACGUUCCCACUCCCCUCUGCCCAUCACCUCCGAGAGAGCUUGGGCGGGGACUCCGUCCCUGGAGGGCCCCCGGAGUCUGCCCGACUCGGGGCGAGCGUCGCCCUGCAUGAGGGACGGAGAGUUUUUCUUGCGCCUCCUGCAGACCGAGGUGGAGAGGAUGGAGGGCUGGUGCCAGAACAUGGAGCGAGAGGCAGAGGAGAACGAACUGCCAGAGGAGAUUCUCGAACUGAUACGAAACGCAGUUGGCAGCGCCCAGAUGCUCAUGUCUCAGAAAGUUCAGCAGUUCUUCCGCCUCUGCCAACAAAGUGUGGACCCUUCAGCCUACCCCCAGCCCACCUCUCAGGACCUGGCAGGCUUCUGGGAUCUGCUCCAGCUCAACAUAGAGGACGUCAGGAUCAAGUUUCAGGACCUCCAGAGGCUCAAGGACUCUGGUUGGAGGCUCCCGCCUGAAAAGAAGGAGGAUAAGAAACUUCCUCCUCCCUUACCAAAGAAGUCAGCGGGCGGGGUGAGCGGCAGCCUCCGGGCCGAUAGCGUCGGGGACGCCGGAGGAGGUGGAUCGGGUGGCCUGGUGGUGCCUCGCAUUGGGGGACAUACCUUACCCAUCAGGGAGAAGUCUCUGGACCUCGGGGACCGUCAGAGGACGGAAGCGAGGAGGAGGCUGCUGCAGACCAAGCGCACCGCCUCCUUCAGGCAAAACUCGGCCACAGAGAGCGCAGACAGCAUCGAGAUCUACAUCCCCGAAGCCCAGACUCGACUCUGAAGACUGCGGUGUCUCACGCACUCCCGGCACCCGAGCUGACCGGCACGCCGACCCUCAGUCUUCUCUCCGAUCCCAGUAUGGGAUCCUCCGCAGGUCAUCACGUUUUUCUCCACCUUCCUCCCUUCAGCAUAUAGAACACUUCGCUUACAACAACCACAGAAUUAACUCCUCUUGCUCAUUAAAUGAGCAAUGACAGCCAUUAUAGUGUCUUGAAAUUUGGACAUUUUUCUGACACAGAGGCCUCAAUGGGAAAUGGUAGCUAGCGGACAUGAUUUAUCAACUUUUCAAAGAAUACUCUGAAUUUCCUUUUAGCUCACAAACACGUAACAGUCCACUUUUAUAACCGUAGUCAGUAGUCAGUGGAGGUUCACGCAGUAGUAGCAUGCCUGUGCGCGUUCACCUAGCACUUCUAUAUCAUUGAAAAUUAAGGGCUUAAGGCACAAAACCUCUGUGGAGACGGCGAAAUAACAGAAUCUCCCUUGGGAUCCCCUUUUGCCAUCUUCUGAAUGCCAUUUGCAGCAGAAUCAACUGCGAUAUAGCCACACUCUCCACCGAUGCUACCACUACGGAUGAAUAAACAUGGACUUAUUUCCAACCAUGAGUUUGAAUGCCCUUAAAGUCAGAUGGUUGGCGAUCCCCAAAGAACAUUCUCCAAGCAUAGUCAGUCCACUGCAGCUGGCACUUUUCACCCCGGUGCCAUCUGCCCAGCCAGGCACCCUGUCAAAGGAUAUAAAACUAUUUUCUGUCUCUUCCCCUCAUUCCCCACGUCCCGUGCACCCAUCGAUUACCCACAGUGAUGCCGCUUGAAUGUGCAAGUGCUAUUUGUACAUAGUGUGCACAAUCGUGUUUGCCAAAAAGAGCUUUUGCUGUGUGGCGUCGCAGCCUCGACAGCGACGGAGCAUGACGGACGACCGUUUGCUUUUUCACAAAGUCUCUCUGAAGUUUCGAGUGUUCAGGGGUUGGGUUUGCUGGGAGUUAAUAGGGAGGAGAAUAUUUUGGUGGCUUUUUAGGACUUUACUGAGAAGGCCCCCCUUUCACUGUGAGACUACACCACCACCAAGUGGUCAAACGAGGACCUAAAACCAACUACAGUGGUGCGUAGAGAGUCCUUUCCGCCUGUGUCAGGAAUUAAGACACGCUGAUAAAACCGUCUUUUUAUCAGUUCUUUCUGCUCUCUUCUCUUGAAUAUUCAAAGGCGACUUUCUCGUGACACGUUUGCAUAAUUGCAAGUUUUAUGUCAGCGGAACACAAAGUAAUGGGGGAAAGCAGAGCUGGGAAAGUCUUCAGCAAAAUCCACAAGGCGGACCUGAAGUGCGAUCCUCUCGGUUUCUCGCACCGCUGAUGAACGAAGGAAGGAUUUUGUUUUUUUUCCUCGAGUCGAGAAAGCACAAAAGGGAGUCGUAUUUAACGCAGCUUCUUCCACAGCCCGUCCAAAAAGUCAUCCGAGAGAGGAAACCAUCCGUCGUGAAAUGAGAGAAGAGAAGCAACUUGAUAGCGUUUGGUAUUUAUGCUGAGAUUAAGUUACACUUGUUAUGAAUGGAAUGAUACUAUAUGUUAGUUGCACUGUGUGUUCAUAUCUCUUCCUCUUUAUUCACUUCUUGAAAUCAUACUCUCCACGGAAAACAAAGCGUAGCAUGAUUUUAGAGGUCUUAUUUAUUUAUAUCGAAACCGAUAUUUCAUAUGUAAGUGUUCUGUACGGAUGGUGCCCAGAGGUGUGUCUGUGUGUAGUGUGAAUAAGAAGGGCUGCGUGUCGACGGACAUGUGAUGAAGCCCAGUGAAAAGUCCAAAUCAGAAGUUUUAAAGACCUAAAACACAAAGUAAUCUUUAAGCAUGACCUGUUUUAUUUCUCUUUUUUUAACAUUUGGGUGUAAAGUGUUGGCAAAAUGGGAUAUUUUAAUGAGAGAUGUAUAUUUUAUAAUAUAAUCGACAUUUCUAGAUUAGUAGAGACUAUUGAGUACAGUAUAUGUACAAAAACAGCAUAUAUCAAAUGUGAAAAACUACAAUAUUAUUAUGAUAGAUUAUAGCAUUGUCUGAUACUAAAGCUGUGUGGCAUAUCCAGACUCAGUACAAUUUAAAAAAUAAUUCCAAUCGAUUAUUAUCUAGUUUUGGGGUACUGGGUCAGGUUCACAGGGUAUAAAUGGCCAGAAUUAAUUGCCAUGUAGGAUCCUCCUUUGGCCUACUGUAUAUCUGUCUGUGGUUCUAACAACAUAUACUGCUGUAUCGCCUCCCUGUAUUCCCCCUUUAGAACCACCUACAUGUGCCUAACCAGCUAUAUGUGGAGGUUUCCUUUGAACACAGUUUACAGUAUAUAUAUAUCUAUAUAUAUACACAUAUAGAAAGAUAUGUACAUAGAAAAAGUAUGAAAAUCUGCAGAGUAUUGUUAAAGAAAAUGUUUUUAUCGUACUGACGCUCCAUCCUUUGUCUCCUUAACUCUCACUUGCAAUACACACAGAAGACUGGCAGAUUUUGUGAACAUUAAUACUGCAUGUUUUAUGUCAACCUCCUUUGAGAAGUUUAGUAGAGUCACGUUUUGGACCGAUAACAGCAAAGCUAAUUUUGUAGCUUGUAGACACUUUUUGUGAUUGAAAACAAUUUAUACAAUGCCGUUGUCUGAGUGACUCAUGCCUUUUGAACAAAGAUGAUUUUGAUUUGAAUCUCAGCUUAUCAAUUGAACAACCUCCACGUAAAACAAGCUGCCCUGACAAUGAAAAGCAGGGCGGAGAAUCAGACCUGUUUCAUUUAUUUGCAGCAACGUGGGUUUGCCGAGCAGCCUUUCCUCUUUUUUUUUUCUUUUCCCCCCACAUCUUUUUCCUCUGUAACCCUCAAACGUCACAACAUCAUCAAACAAAGCACAAAUACCUGCUUUUAUACUGUUAACCCACUGUGAAGGCCUCUUGACUCCACCCUCACAAUCCUCAAACCUACACACAGAGGGAUGGCAAGGUCGGCCUUGAGGAACACCAGGAAUCAAAGAUGCUUUGUUGGAUGUUUAUCCACCGUAGCAACUACUACUACUUCUUCAAUUCUAGCUGACUCUCUCCUUUAUACUUUUGAUCAAACAUCGAGGUGUUUGCCAGCCACCUUGCCUUGAAACAGGUCCAUUGCAAACACAUUUUGGCUGGUUUGAUUUCCAUACCGUUUUUGUAUUUUACUAAAUCCCUCGGUCCGAUAUCUUCACAGUAUAAAUGCAGGAGGCCUCAGCUAGAAAUAGCACCUGGGUGUGUAGUUGUACAAACGUCAUCUGAACACGCCAGACCGACUACUAUACAAACCCUUUCACCUCUAUUUAGAAGUGCAAAAACGCCCUCGCGGAUCGGCCAGACGGACGAGUCGGCUCCGACCGAAGUCCUCUGUCCUCGGGGGAUUCUCUCAGCCAACGGACCCCGAUGACACAGGACCACAUCAGCCCUGCAGGAAUGCUCUCCAUAUUCUCGAGAACGAAAGGGGAAAUCGCCUCAUCCCAGAUGAUCUUGCCAUUCUCCAGUAGCCAUUAUAUCGAGACCGCAGAGCGACCCGAAUCCCAGACAGGGAGAGAAAGUGAAAAAGAAACGUUGGUGGAGGCCAGAGCUUUGUUGUAGCCGAUGUGUGUGGGCUGUAUUUUGUGCAUCUGCGACAAAGUGGAGCAGGAGGGCUGCCGUAGCAGCAUAUUGGAGUUUCAGUUAUGUGGAGGCAGAGCUGCUCUGGAAGAAAAAGAAGCCAAGGAGAUUUGGCUCGUCAUGUCUUGUUUGGCGGAGGCAUUUGUGUGGGACCUUUUGGGGAUCAUCAUUUUAAUAUACAGGAUAUUAAUGAGAUGAAAAACAUGCUUUGUUUCCUGUGGAUCUCUUAGGGGAAUGAUUUCAUUCCAGUGGCGGACCCUGCCAAUAAUACUGAAGUACUAUUUAGAAAAGGAAUUGCAGAAGGUAGAUACGUUAAAUUUCUGUUGAUGAGAAGAAAAGCCAACCACAAACCGAUUGAAAGGUGUGGAUUUCUUUUAUAAAAAUCGAUAAUCAUAUCUUUACAUUUUUAUUUUGAUCAAACGUACUUAAUAUAUCAUGUUUGGCUCCGUUUUACUUCCUUCUGCCUCCAGAGCAGCUCUAACCCGGGAGAUACUCGACUGAAACUCCAAUGUGCCUUUAGCACUGAGGUGUAAUUGUGUUUGUAUGUGCGUGUCUGUUUAUUUGAACUGCAACGUUACUUCAGAGUAAACACACAGGUAACAACGAGGGGCGGCGACAACUGAGCAAUUACUGUGUAAUUAACAAAAAAUUAUAUCCAGCCACCCUCACGUUUACAAAAAAUGUAAAUAAUAUGUUGCCAAUUGACAUUGCUAUUCUCAAUAUAUUGUUAUUACAAUAUGAUUAUUAUCAGUAGUAGCAGUAUAAUUAUUGUCAUUAAAAGGAUUCAUUAUUGCCAUCACUCAUUAUAAACGGUGUUGUCGACUAUAGCUAUGGGUAGACAUUGUUCCAUAUUCAAGAGCAAGUCUUGUGUACAGAAACAAAGAACUAGUUUAUUUUACGAUUAAAAGUGCUUUGCUGCUAAAAGGGAGGUGGAGUACAAGUAAAUCAAAAGUGACAAUAACUCACACAUUUUUCUCUGGGAUCGAGGAAGGACACUCCCGACAAAGAGUGAGAGAUGGCAGGAGGAAAGUGGGCGUUGAACAGAUGGACAUCCAAACUUCUUUCGCCAUGUGCAUUUUUUCCCGUUGCCGUUGUCCCGCCAGGAGGGAAAAAAACAACAACAUGGACGUCCGACCAAUACAGACUCUCCACAUUCUACUCUAUAAUGUAGCAGAAACUUAAAUAUAGCCCCUUGUUGUCCUCUCAUCUGUUCCUCACUCUGAGUUUUAAUCAAACGGGUUUGAUACAGCGAGCUUUUCUGUCUUCAAGCUCAGCUUUAUCUUGAGUUCUCUUGUUUUAUACACGUUUGAUUCAGUGCCAAGACAGCAUAUUGUACAUACAAACAUUACAUGUUCAUGUUUUUAUUUCUCGCCUAUAAAAAAAAAAUCAAACAAACAAGUGACUGGAGCACAUAGCAAUAGCGAUGCCAUUAGACAUGAACUUCGCUUGGUGAUGCCGCCGUGGACACGCAGGAUGCAUGAGAACACCAGGGAGACGGACACGUGCCCGACGCCAGCGGAAGGGCGUCCGCACAGCGAAGUGUGUAAACCAUGAUUCGGGUGGGUUGUGUUGUGGUUCACCUUUUGUACAUACAAAUGUGUUCAUUGAUCUUGUACGUUCCAUGGAUCUAGAUGUGUCCGAGGAGCACGUCUGAUGGCGCUGAUGCCCGGAGAGGUGGCACACUGUGACGUGGUUUACCCCAACACAGAAUGUAACACUGUCAACGUUGUCCAAACAUUUUCUAAUGGCUAAUAUUAGUACUAUUAAUAUGAUUAUUAUAAAGCUAUUUUAGCGAGUUAAA